This is a messenger RNA of Aegilops tauschii subsp. strangulata, 972 nucleotides long. The record is from RefSeq and is a predicted model, not a curated record. Lineage: Eukaryota; Viridiplantae; Streptophyta; Magnoliopsida; Poales; Poaceae.
AUGCGUGCUCGGCUCCAUUCGCGGCUGCUGCUCCUCGCAUCGCUGCCACCAUGCUACUGCGGUUCAGCUGAGCACCCCACCAUGCCCGCGCUCCAGCUCGCCCUCGGCCACACCCUCGUGCUCGUCGUGCCUGCUGCUCGGGCGCGGUCGCUCCCUCAACCGUCGCAGCUCCGGCCUAUGAUGCACCCCGGCCUCCUCAGCCUACGCGCGCCCGCGCCCGUCCUGGCUCGGCGUCCGCGUGCCCGCGGACUCUGGCUCAGUCUUGCGGCUCAGCCUCGCCACACGGUCCGCCUGCGUCGCGCCGCCUAUUCAGCGCCGGAAGCUCCGAUUUCCGCCCAGCCGACUCCGCUAGCUCGUCGACCUCCUCCAACGCCUGUCGGGUCGUCCUCGCGCACCGGCUCCCGUGCCUGCCGGGUCGUCCUAACACGCCGGCCCCUGCGCCCGCCGGCCCGUCCUCGCGUCUCGGUCACCCCGCCAUCGACCACGCCGGGCGUCGCGCCCGGCCACCCGGCCUCCACGCCAGUCGGCCUCCAUGUGCAGAGGCCGGCUGCUCCGUCCGUGCGCCGGCUCCGCCUACUCCGCCGGGCCGCCUCCUCGCACCGGCUCGGCCGUGCGCGCUUGCCCCACGUCGAGCCCGGCCGCGUCCGGCUCCCCGGUGCCGCCCCGCGCCCAGCCGGGUCCGGUGAGCGUCGCCUCCGCCGGCGACCAGGUCGCCUCCCGCGCGCCCCCACGCUGGCUCCGCCCCGCAUGCGCGUGGCGCCUCCAGCCACCUGCGCGCCCGCGCCACGAGCUCAGCCCCUCGCGCCGACCGGCCUCGCACACUCGCGCGCGUCCGCACGCCGCGUUCCGUCUCCGCCCGCGAUGCCGGAGUCCGGCCCCGGCUCCGUCCGACUUGCCGCCUCCGGCCCGCCCAUGUCGACCGGCCUCCCGCGCUUGGCCGGCUCUGCCCACGCCGGCUUCCCUGGCGAUUAG